AUGGAUUUUACAAGCCAAGCUAGAAGGAUUAUCAAAUUUGCAGAGAAAGCUCUACAAGAUGAAACCUUGGAUUCAGAUACUGUACAGAGAGCGAUCAUAGAAAGAAACCUUCGAAUUGAGUUUCGAAGACAAAACAUUGUUUCUAAUGCAUUGAAAGAUUGUCAUUAUCAUCAAAUCACUGAUGAGGAAUUACAAAGUAACUUGACUAAUUAUCCUUUUAUGGCUUCCAUCCAAGCUAGAGUUGCAUGGAGAUCAAUUCUUUCUUCACCUACAGAUCCUGAUAAAGAUUAUCAUAAUCAGACUAGUACAUCUAUUAACAGGAAGAGAAGUAUUUAUAACAGCGGGCAUAUACCUAAUAAGAGACUUCGCAAUGAAAAAGAUAGAGUAGAUAAACUUAAUCAAAUGGUGAGAGACAUCGAGAAUAAUACGAAAGUCGUGGAGACAUUACUAAAUGAAUCUGAUAUAACCACAUCUGUUGAUAGACCGGCUAUAAAUGUCCAUCCAUUUGUAGAGGAUGAAGCUCCACCACCAACCAUUACAAUGGAUGACCUUGAGAUAGUCAGUAAUGCCACUAAAAAUAUUUCUAAUACAAAUACAGUCGAAAAGCCUUACGUAUCAGUGAGUUCAAACUCUAGAAAUGAAUACGAAACACGUCAUUUAAAAUAUGACAGCACGAUUAGUAGGUUCGGUAAAAUUGAUCACAGGCGCCAUUCUAAAGAGAAUAUCUUAAUCAGGAACGAUAAUGAAACUCAUACAAUAAGAAGAAAUAGCAAAAGUAACAAAAAUCCUAAAUCAAUCAGAAAGAUGAGAGCUGUUGCGAAGAAAUACCAUUUAGAAGAAUGA
Molecule: messenger RNA, 843 nt
Organism: Nakaseomyces glabratus
Lineage: Eukaryota; Fungi; Ascomycota; Saccharomycetes; Saccharomycetales; Saccharomycetaceae
Source: RefSeq, a predicted model, not a curated record